ACCUUGCGUCGAAGUGACGUGAUCACUUAUACGUGUUGUUGUUAUUCAUUGACUUCUAACUUAUAAUAUUUUAACGACCGUGCAAGUGAAAAUGCCGCGACCUUCGCGCGAAUCAUACGGUGACCAAAAACCACCAUACUCGUAUAUUUCACUAACCGCUAUGGCGAUCUGGAGUUCUCCCGAACGCAUGCUGCCGCUGUCGGAGAUCUACCGGUUCAUCACGGACAGGUUCCCGUACUACCGGCGCAACACGCAGCGCUGGCAGAACUCGCUGCGGCACAAUCUGUCUUUCAACGACUGCUUCGUGAAGGUACCCCGCCGCCCAGAUCGGCCCGGGAAAGGAGCCUACUGGACACUGCAUCCACAAGCCUUUGACAUGUUCGAGAAUGGAUCAUUACUCAGGAGACGUAAGCGAUUCAAGUUGCAAAAGGGAGAGAAGGACAAUCUAAAUGCAGAAUUAGCAGCUCUCGCAAGUUUCAAUAGAGCAUUUUUGGCUAGACAAGCAAGCGCUCCUCCUCCACCGACAGUUCUACCCAGUGCUAGUUUAUACACUCCAUCGAUGUGUCCCCAAUUAAGUCCUGAGCCAGCGGAAUUGCCAGAAGUAACGACGAUGACAAUGUUACCACGCGAGAGACCCCGACGGGCGUUUACAAUCGAUGCGUUAUUGGAACCGGAGCCACCGAGGUUGUCGCCGUCGCCGCCUCAGCCGGUGUUGACGAUACAACCCAUGCCGAGGCUGGACCUGUCGAUGCAGUCUCAUUACAUGGUGGCUGCGCAGCGAUACCACGCAGAGCUGCUGCAAGCGGCGGCGCACGCGCUGCGCCCCUGCUAUCUGCCGCCGCCGCCUCUACCUGUCGCGUGACAUCACCGCUCUUUCAGCAGCUGCUCCAAUAUUUCGUGCAAUGCUAGAUUGUAAGUACAUUUAAUUCCAUAAAGGACAUCCUACUUUUGUAAAGUGAUACGAAAAUAAUUUAGGUAGGUAUAAACAUUUAUAAGAAUGUUAUGUUGUUGAAAAUUCUGUUUUACAAAAGAACCUAAUUAGAAAACUAAAUUACUAUAUAGGUUCCGCGAUGAUUAUAGGAAUUUUAAUGCUAACAAAGUCUAUACGUUUGUGUAUUACGUAGAUGCAACGAAGUUCAUUUUCAUAUGAGAGGACGCAGUAAUUUAUGUGGAGGCCAUAACAAAUCGGCCUAGCAUUUAAUCCGCAAUGAUUAAUUCUUCGUAGAAAGUACGGUUAAGCGAUCUCAUAUUUAGAUUAUUGUAGGCAAUUAUCAAAUUACUCGUAAUGUAUAAUGUGUAUUUAUUGAAUCAAUAGGUUAUGUAACGAUAA
This is a messenger RNA of Achroia grisella, 1330 nucleotides long. RefSeq names its product fork head domain-containing protein FD4-like. Gene Ontology annotation, molecular function: RNA polymerase II cis-regulatory region sequence-specific DNA binding; DNA-binding transcription factor activity, RNA polymerase II-specific. The coding region runs from base 92 to 862 and encodes 256 amino acids. The transcript has a single exon. The record is from RefSeq and is a predicted model, not a curated record. Gene Ontology annotation, biological process: regulation of transcription by RNA polymerase II; cell differentiation; anatomical structure morphogenesis. NCBI's taxonomy places the organism in Eukaryota, Metazoa, Arthropoda, Insecta, Lepidoptera, Pyralidae.